GUACGAUGUAGUACAGACUGCACAACUUGUCUGGUUCAUUGCCCGUUUCUGCAACCUGAAUGGAAUUCCGACUUGUGGGAUGGCCGAUUGAGAUCCAUCUCUUCUCUGUUAGUUUUCUUUUCUGUUCUUUUCUUUCUGUUUAUUGUUUUACUUCUCUUUUCUAUCAUGCUUCCACAAUCUCUCUUUUCUUUUCUUUUCUUUUCUUUUAUUUAUUUGUUCAUUUAUUUAGUCACUCUGAAAUUAAUUGGUAUCUUGCUUGAAAUAGAUAGAUCGAUCUCAGAUGAGGAGUAGUACCAAAAGUAAGUGGUGGUCUUCGCGCCAUCCCUGAAAAUGAUCCAUGGGCAUCAUUGUAAUUACUCACUCACUUCCUCACUGACUUAUUAAUAUUAUUAUUAUUC
Messenger RNA from Aspergillus welwitschiae, 398 nucleotides. RefSeq lists its product as uncharacterized. The transcript has a single exon. The record is from RefSeq and is a predicted model, not a curated record. Lineage: Eukaryota; Fungi; Ascomycota; Eurotiomycetes; Eurotiales; Aspergillaceae. The coding region runs from base 60 to 260 and encodes 66 amino acids.